Messenger RNA from Monosiga brevicollis MX1, 420 nucleotides. RefSeq lists its product as uncharacterized. The record is from RefSeq and is a predicted model, not a curated record. Gene Ontology annotation, cellular component: cytoplasm. The transcript is spliced from 3 exons. The annotation marks the transcript as partial. Gene Ontology annotation, molecular function: glutathione transferase activity. NCBI's taxonomy places the organism in Eukaryota, Choanoflagellata, Craspedida, Salpingoecidae.
GGCGUAUAUCGCUGCGGCUUUGCGGGCAGCCAGGAAGCCUACGAUACGGCCUGCACCAAGCUGUUUGACGCUUUGGACAAGGUCGAGGCGUUGUUGGGCAAGCAGCGCUAUCUCUGUGGCGACCGACUGACCCUUUCGGACAUUCGCUUGGUCACCACCUUGCUGCGCUUUGAUAUCGUAUACCAUACCCAUUUCAAGUGCAACAAGCGCCGCGUGGUGGACUACCCCAACUUGUGGGGCUACACGCGGGAGAUUUACCAGAUGGAGGGUGUCAGCGGGAUGUUUAACCCGCUGGAGACCAAGAAGCACUACUUUGGUUCCCAUCGCAAGAUCAAUCCUCUGGGCAUUGUGGCCCAAGGGCCGGACAAUUACGAGGCGUUGCUCAGCGAGCCCCACGGCCGCGAUCGCGCCUACAAUUAA